AUGGGUAAAGGAGGCCAUACUUGCACAAUUAAUAGUUUUUUUAAUUGUAAUAAUAUAACUUCAAAUAAUAAUUUACCAGAAUUCUUUUCAUUUUGCAAAGAUAAAUCAGAGCCAAAAAUCAACAAUCAUUUAAAUAAACAAUCAUUAAAAUUAUUAAAAAAUAACAACAAAAAACAAAAAAAACAAGAAAAAAAAUUAAAUAAUUUUGAAUAUUUAAAUAAUGUUUUUAAUAAUAAAUCAAUAAAUAAUAUUUCAUUUUCUUCAGAAUUAAUCGAACAAGAUGAAAAACAAGAAGAAAAAGAAGAGUCUGAAAAUAAGGACGAGUUAUUAGAAAACAAUAGUGUUAAAGAUUGUUCAAAUAAUAAUAAUAAUAAUAAUAAUAAUAAUAAUAAUAAUAAUAAUAAUAAUAAUAAUAAUAAUAAUUUAAAUACCAUUAAUAAUGUUUUAAUAGAUUCAAAAGAUAAUAGUGAUAAUAAUAAUAAUAAUAAUAACAACAACAAUAAUAUGGUUUUAGAAGAAUUUAUUGAAAUAAAAUUAAAUACUAAUAAUGAAAUGGAUAAUAUUAAAAAUAAAGUAGAGGAAAAUUAUGAAGAAGAAAAAGUAGAAGAAUUGGAUUUUGAAGAGGAUUUACUUGUUAUUGGCGAAAAUUAUGAAUUUGAAAUAAUGAAUAAAAAAUUAAAUAAUAUAAAAAGAUCAUCUGGUAAGAAUAAAAAACCAAGAAUACAUAGAUACUACCAAAAAGCUCACCAAAUGAAAAAGCAAGAAAGAAAGAAUGAAUGGUUAGCAGUACAUUAUUCACGUAUUAAAGACAAAACACCAAAACACAUUAGACAAAGACAAUACACUUAUAAACCAUUAUUUGGUAAAGAAGACUCCUACGAAACCCAACUUAGAAAAGCAUUAGCCUUAUCCGCUUCAGAAUACGACCGUCAACUCCGUGGUCCUUCAGCCUCAUCUGCACGUAGCAUGGCUUUAAGUCAAAAUCAAAUUAACGAUAUCCUAAAUAGAGAAUUAACACCAGAAGAUUACGAGCUUUUGUUAUUACUAGACACCACUGUUAAACCAAAAACUGUAGAUAUAAAGGAUAUCAAUAGUCUUCCAUUGGUUUCUUUUGGUUCCGAAUAUUCUGAUAAGUUUCCUUCUUGUAUGGUUUGCUUAAUUUCUUUCGAACAAAAUGAAACAUUAACUAAAUUAAAUUGUGGCCAUAUUUUUCACACAAACUGUAUUUCAAAUUGGUUAUCAGUGGCUUCAACAAAAUGCCCAAUUGAUAAUAUUUCAAUUUUAGAUGAAUGA
Messenger RNA from Dictyostelium purpureum, 1293 nucleotides. RefSeq lists its product as uncharacterized. Bases 1 to 1293 code for a protein of 430 amino acids. Lineage: Eukaryota; Evosea; Eumycetozoa; Dictyosteliales; Dictyosteliaceae. Gene Ontology annotation, cellular component: nucleoplasm. The record is from RefSeq and is a predicted model, not a curated record. The transcript has a single exon.